UUUGCUUGUUAGUGAUGCCUGAGUCAUUUAUUUCGAUCAUCCCGCAGCAGUUGAGUAUUUUGAGAGGGAGAAGCCAGGAACAACGGCUGCAGCGUCAACAACUCAGACAAGGACACUACCACCACUCCUUACCGUGGCCGUGCAGUACCCUCGUUUCCUAUGACCCCCAUGGCCAGGUCAAAAAAGACAAAGGGCAGAGGCGGAGGAGGCUACAGACCUGGCUCCCCGGCCUUUGUUGUGGCAACACGCCGAUCCCUCCCCGCGCAUCAAUGCGGAUUCAAUCGUGCCAACAAUACCGUCCCCUACAUUGGCUUCAAACAGAAUGAAGUACAGUUUACUAUGGCCCAGGAGGCCCGCGAUACUGAGCGCUACACUGCCCACAGAAGCAAUCUCAAACUACGAUACAAUGAAAUAAGAUUUGUCAGUGCUGGCGAUUUGGUGCAGGAGAGCCUCGAGGUCCCGAACGAUGGGAAUGCGAAUAAUGCCCCGAACGGCACUCCAGCCAAUCCAGAUCCAUCGACCCUGGUGGACAAGAAGGAUGUGGAGGAGAAGAAAGAAGAAGCAGAAGAAGAAGAUGAAGAAGGAGGGGAAAAAGUUGAAUCAAUGCUGGGCGAUCAGGACAUAUUUUUCAUAGAUCGCAAGGGAGAGGAUCCUCCAGAGAAUAUGCAAACUGAAAACCACACCAUAGAGCUUAACCUGCACCUAUCCUCCCAACCAGAUUCCAGUGAAGACGAGGUAGUUUUCACAGGGAGGGGAAGACGAUUACAACAGUCUCCAGCUUACCGGAACCAGAAUCUUAGUCCCAACCGUAAGCUUGGGCCUUCGAUCCGGGAUGAUUCAUCCAUACCGGCGGAUUGUGGUGGUGAUAGUGAUGGCGCUCAUGAUAAGGACAGCAUUAUUCCACGUCCGGCGUCUGUGUCCGAUAGCGAAUCGGAGCCGGCAAUAAUCUAUACAUCCGAGCCAGUCCUGGAUGACCUAGCGAACCCCCCCGAAUUUAUUAGCCUCAAGGGGAAGGAGAAACGUCCUCGCACACGAAAACCCAGAAAGCCAAGAUUGGGCUGGGAUUCUGAUGAUUCGGAGAUCCUGGCUGAUUAUAUCGCAAAUAUGAUGGACGAUAGCACGAGUGACGAAGAAGAAGAGGAGGAUGAAGAUGCUGGGGUAGGUCGGGCUCAAAUUCAGAAUCGAAAACAAGUAGGCCAUUCAAGCACAAAGUCAUGGAGCUCUGCGGACAUUGAAGACCUGAAUGACCUUAGCUCAUCCGAUGAACUUCCCGAGGAGAUAGGGCGCAUCUUUUCCAUGAGAGAAAGAGGCGAAAGUAUUCAGUAUUUGCUUACCGGCAAGGGUCAGAGCACCGACGAAGCCCGUUGGGUUCGAAAGGAGCGUCUUAUAAUGUCUAGUGCGUCCGAAUUGAUUCAACGGUUCGAGGAAAAUGUCGCAUUGAUUGCAUCACAGCGGGAGGCAGCAUCUAAACUCUCUUCUUCAGACCUUGACGAGGAGGAUGAAAAUGAAGAGGAUGAGAUUGACCAAGAUUUAGACGACGGCAUGAAACAAGAUUUGACGGAUGAGCAGAUGGCUCGGUUACUUCAAACUCAGGACUCUCUUGGGUUAGGCACCGAUGACCUCCUACUUUUCAACGGAGAUGGCGGAUUUGAUGGCCUCGAAAGCUUCUCCAGAUCAAAGUUUCCAUACAAGUCAACCCAGCCGAAAAAGCGACGAAACCGAAACGGGAAUUUCCCUUCCGCCUCAGCUUUCGCAGAUGCCUUAGAUCAAGAUCCAUAUGGUGGCUUCGAUGUUAUGGACUUCGACCGUCCAAGUCUAAGGAAGAAACCAAAAGGCCGCCGCCAUGCACAUCAGAAUGACUUCGACUUGUCUGAUAGUGAUAUGGCGUAUGAGCUGCAGGUGUCCUGGGAGAACGACCGAAACAAGAAGAAAGCCAGGAAGCAGGAGCGCGAGGAAUUAAGGGCACAGGGACUAUUGGACACCAAGCCCGGAAAGGUAAAUAUGAAGGCGAAGUAUACGGAAGGCAUGAGUAUUGAUGAUGUUAAACUGGAAAUCCGGGCCUUCCUGGCAUCGUCUUCCCAAAGCCUCUCGCUGCCCCCAAUGGACAAGCGAAACCGCAAACUCGUGCACGAGAUAGCAAACAUCCUCUCUCUCAAAUCACUGUCGCGCGGUAGCGGCACCUCGCGCUUCCCAAUCCUCACCAAGACAUCCCGCACACCCAGCUUGGAGGGCCAAGCAGCCGUCCACCAGGUCGAUAGAGUCUUCUCCAGCAGCCGCUUUAUGCGGAGGAUGGAUAAAUCCCAACGAGGUGGGCCUAAGCCCGUUGCCAAGUCCCGGGGUGGCGGUGUGAAAGGCACCUCGUAUAUGGAUGGCGAUGUUGUCGGGGCGUCUGCGCCGGAGAUUGGGGCGGAGAAUAAAGGCCGUGCGAUGCUGGAGAAGAUGGGGUGGAGUAGUGGGACGGCGCUGGGGGCUGCUAAUAACAAGGGGAUUUUACACCCUGUUGUGCAUGUGGUUAAGAAUUCAAAGGCUGGGUUGGGCUGAAGGGGGCUGAAGGGGUCGUGAUUUUUCAUGUGGUCUUCCUUAUUGGGCUUUCUUUGUUUUCUUUUUUCUUUUUCUUGUUUAUGUUCGUAUGUUUUGAGUACGGUGUUUAGGAGCCUAUAGCAUAUUUAUAGACGAGCUCUGCGAUUAUGACAUUGGGCGAACUGGUGUAUCGGAGCGAGAGCAAAACCGGUAUGACUCGAGUAAAUCGUUUAUUUUCUAAGAUGCCUAUAUACUUAUUCAUAGACUCAAAAAACCGAAUAAAAAAACCCGCGUCAAGACGCGUCAAGCGCGUUUCUUGACGUGCUGAUUUUGAAAAUAACUUGUGUUGCAACCAUCCCAAGUCCUAGCACGAGAAGCCAAGAA
Messenger RNA from Blastomyces dermatitidis ER-3, 2904 nucleotides. RefSeq names its product R3H and G-patch domain-containing protein. The record is from RefSeq and is a predicted model, not a curated record. The transcript has 3 exons. NCBI's taxonomy places the organism in Eukaryota, Fungi, Ascomycota, Eurotiomycetes, Onygenales, Ajellomycetaceae. Bases 160 to 2541 code for a protein of 793 amino acids. Gene Ontology annotation, molecular function: nucleic acid binding.